AUGGAGAUCCUAAGUUGGAACUGUUGGGGGCUUGGGAACCCCCGAACACUUCAAACCCUUCGCAUGUUUGUGAAGGAGAAGCUGCUUGACGUGGUUUUCCUUAUGGAAACCAAACUUCCAUAUGCUAGAGUCAAUUGUAUUGCAAAAACUUUAAACUUUGAGGGUUGUUGUGUAAGUGAGGUGGUUGGUAGAAGUGGAGGUCUUAUCCUUUUAUGGAAACAGAAAGAUAUGCUUGAGUUGGUAAACUUCUCAAAACAUCACUUUAAUGUAUUGGUAAAUGAUGCCCAGUGCAACUUUAAAUGGCUGCUGACUUGCUUCUAUGGGCACCUGAACACAAACUUAAGAAAACAGACUUGGAGUUUGCUUUCAUCUUUCAAGCCUGGUGACAUGGGUUGGGGAGUGAUAGGUGAUUUUAAUGAGAUCUUGUUUAAUGAUGAAAAGGUGGGGAAAAAACCCAGAAAUGAAAAUCUCAUGAGCAUGUUCAGGAACCUUUUAGAAGAGGGAAACUUGCUUGAUCUAGGGUGGAAAAGAAAUAAGUUCACAUGGUGCAACCAUCAUGAAGAUGAGUCUUUUACCAAUGAAAGACUUGAUAGAGUUAUAGCUAACCCAAGAUGGAAAUCAAACUACUCAGAGGCUUUAGUGGAAACACUUCCAGCUAUCUGUUCUGAUCACAACCCAAUAUUACUUUUCUGUAGUUUUGAGAGGUGCUUCGCAUACAAAUAUCACCCUUAUUUUAAAUAUGAGGCCAAUUGGAUCAAUGAGGAAGGAUGCAGUGAGAUAGUAUCUGAAGCUUGGCAAGGCAGCAAUGAAGGAGAGACUGGUUUGAGAAGGGUUUUAAACAAGCUAGACAGAAUAAGGAAGGGGCUUCAAAAAUGGAGCAGACAUAUGGUUAGGGAUAGAAACAGAGCCAUAAAGAAAAGACUCAGCUGUUAA
Carya illinoinensis is the source of this 933-nucleotide messenger RNA. RefSeq lists its product as uncharacterized. Gene Ontology annotation, molecular function: catalytic activity. NCBI's taxonomy places the organism in Eukaryota, Viridiplantae, Streptophyta, Magnoliopsida, Fagales, Juglandaceae. Bases 1 to 933 code for a protein of 310 amino acids. The record is from RefSeq and is a predicted model, not a curated record. The transcript has a single exon.